Brienomyrus brachyistius is the source of this 3688-nucleotide messenger RNA. RefSeq names its product proline-rich coiled-coil 1 (gene prrc1). The transcript has 9 exons. Gene Ontology annotation, cellular component: cytoplasm. Gene Ontology annotation, biological process: activation of protein kinase A activity. Gene Ontology annotation, molecular function: protein kinase A regulatory subunit binding. NCBI's taxonomy places the organism in Eukaryota, Metazoa, Chordata, Actinopteri, Osteoglossiformes, Mormyridae. Bases 463 to 1785 code for a protein of 440 amino acids. The record is from RefSeq and is a predicted model, not a curated record.
GCGGAUUUGCAUAAUACACCCACCGGCCGAUUGUCACCGGGGCUGAACGCGAUCUCUGGCCCAUAUACUACAUCUGACUGAACCAUCCGUGGGCGCAUAACUUGCAGAACAAUGUAAAGUCGCAUAGCAUUAAGUUACAAUGUCUGUAUAGACUUUACAGUUGCAUCUCUUUAUAUGCUGCGGAGGAGGUUGAGGUUCGGCCUGACACGUGGGACGGCGCAGUAAUAUAACGCCGGAUAUCUUGCUUAUAAAAUGCAAGCGCUGCUCACCAGCACUGCUAGGGUUACUUAUAAAUGGUGGUUAGUUCAGUACGCCUUUUCAGUAAUCCAAUGAAAUAAUGUGCGGUCAGUUUACACAUUUUCCUGAAAACAUAGCUCUGAUUGACGCGGUGUCCUUUCCGGAGAUGGUUCGGGAAGACGUGGCACGACGGCCUCCUCCAGCAACAAAGACUGGUGUGCAAAGAUGAUGGAAGAGAGUGGAAUUGAGACGACGCCCCCCACUACGCCCUCUCCCCCACCCAGCAUAGUGGCACUGAGCUCACCACCCAUGUCUGUUGGACUGUCUAGUCCUUUGACCCAUCCUAGUACAACCGGACAGCCUCCCUUCACCCCCCAGGGAUUCUCCACGCCAGUCCCGCCCAUCAUGUCUGCACCAGUCCCGCCCAUCAGGUCAUCGGCUCCACCCCCCUUUGUCAGCCCCGUGGGUGCCGUAUCUCCUGGCUCUCACGUCCUGCCGCCCGUCGGAGUCCCCUUUGCGGGGCCCGCUUCGACUUUUUCCUCCCCGUUGCCGCCCCUGAGCAGCCCCUCCCUGCCAGGCCCUGUCAUGUCAGCUCCACCUGCCGGCCCCCCCACCUCCGGCUUCACCAUUGGUGGAGUCUAUGACAUCACGCGGGGUCACGCUGGGCGGGCACCACAGACGCCCCUCAUGCCCAGCUUCUCUACCGCCCCGCCUCCCCCUGGGGCCGUGACCAAUCCGAUGGUGCAGCAGACUGUGAUGCCGCCGGGCCUGGAGGCGGAGUCGCCCAUCACCUUCCCUGAGGACAAUGAGGACCUCCGGCCAGUAGAGGGAGCCAAUGCGGGUGGAAUCUGGGGCUUCAUCAAGGGCGUGGCGGGGAAUCCCAUGGUGAAGACGGUCCUGAAUAAAACCAAGAAUUCAGUGGAGUCCAUGAUCACCACGCUGGACCCUGGCAUGGCGCCAUAUAUCAAAUCCGGCGGCGACCUAGACAUCGUGGUGACCUCCGAUAAGGAGGUGAAGGUGGCUGCAGUACGGGAUGCUUUUCAGGAGGUGUUUGGGCUCGCCAUGGUGACGGGGGAGGCCGGUCAGUCCAACAUCGCCCCCCAACCUGUGGGCUAUGCGGCUGGGGUUAAGGGAGCUCAGGAACGGAUUGACAGUCUCAGGCGGUCGGGCGUCAUCCACGAGAAGCAGCCUGUUGUCUCUGUGGAAAACUUCAUUGCCGAGCUCUUUCCUGACAAGUGGUUUGACAUCGGCUGCCUGAUCCUAGAGGACCCUGCAAACGGCAUCCACAUAGAGACCUUCACCCAGGCGACGCCGGUGGCCCUGGAGCACGUUCAGCAGGCGCAGUCUCUUACACCGCCGGACUACAGCCUGCGCUGGUCGGGCCUCCUGGUGACAGUGGGUGAGAUUCUGGAGCGCAGCAUCCCUCAUGUGAACCGGACUGACUGGCACAUGGCCUUCACUGGCAUGUCCCGUCGGCAAAUGAUCCACAGUGCCGCCAAGGCCUUGGCUGGCAUGUACAAACAACGCCUGCCCCCCAGGACCGUGUGAGAGUGCUAUCUAGUGGUGACCCCCCCCAAGGGACUGGAGCCCUGGUUGGAGGAGAUUUGGGCAGGGGGUUAAACCCAGCCCCCUCCCACCUGUUCUGUGCCAGCAAGCCAAUUGUACAGGUCUUUGUGUUUUUAAUGCUGAGCGAACCACGGAGUACCAGAAAGUUCUGGUUGAUCUGUUUUGAAGUUUUUUUUUUUCUUUUUUUUUCUUUUUUUUUUGUUUUUAAAUUUUUAGAAAAUCUGCCAAAAAUAGAAUCUGAAAAAAAUCAUCCCACCAGAAGAAUUCAUCCUUUUUCAUGAGCGCCCCCUUGAGGACAAGACAAGAUGUUUUCUUUGUAUCCUGUUUUGAUAACAGACUCCCCUGGGAAAAUAGUUCCACUGUUGUCUACUUGUGGCCAUGGUCUAUGAUACAAAAUGUCAGCUCAGAGAAUGAUUGGGGGUGGGGGGCUGGAGGGGGGUGUCAGAUUGCUGAGGGUAAUGACUCUCUGGGUUUCUGUUUGCCUUCCGGAACGUGACUCCGCUCCGUACCCUGGCGAUUUUUUUUCAAAGAGCACAAAAGAUUCUGCACGUAGAUGUUUUUUAAAAAAUCUUCAUUUUGUACGACAUCUAAGUAGAAGUGGGUCCAGUUCCUGUCAGCAGAUAAUUCUUUAUUCGUGGUAUCUAGUUUUCCACAUGGCCUGUGCGCUUCCUUUGGGGGGGGGGGUAGUAAAGUGUUUGGAUGUCUAGCCAGGGAAAAGUCAGUUUGUUUCAUAAUUCUUUACUCUGUACCUUUCUAAGAUGUGCCAUAAAUUUAUACAGCUCACAUAAAAAUGAUACCUAAUGAAUUUUAUGAGGGAACCUCAGUCAAAAACUUGUAACAGAUCAGUGACUUGGUGACACAGGGUGUGAAGUGCGAGAACAUGGCCGAUAAUCAACGCGAAGUAUGAACUGUUAUAUAUGAAUUGCAUAUUGUACAAAAUGUACGGGUUUGUGGCCAGCGUCUUAUUUUAAUGUUAAACCUGUUUAAUGCUAGCAGACACACCUGGGUCCGAGGUCAGCGUACUUCUUAAAUAUUAAAUUUUGUGCCCAGCUUGCUUGACCAUUUACGCAUCACACCACCAACUUUUUUUAGUAGUAUAUAACGGAAAAAUGUCGAAGUUCACACCCCAAAGAGUAUUUUACUGCCAGUAUUACGGCGUUCACCCUUUGUGGAAGGUCCUGUUAUUUGGAGGGGGUGGUGGAAUGUGGUGCUCUUGCUAUGCAGUCCAUCCCCGAGCACUCGUCCCCGGGGCCCUACCCAUUUAGAACGGUACAGAGGAGAUGUGAUGGUCAGCAGUGUGCUCUUCUAUAGGUGUGAGCUCUGUAGGAUGCAGUGAACCAUGGAGUCUGUCAAUCCUCAGAUCUGUAUCAUCUUUAAAUGCUCUUCAAAUCAGAUCCGUUACCAAAAGGUGGAAACAUUUAAUCUCUGACUGUUUGGUUGUAUUAUCAGGAAUCUUUAUCUUUUCUGAGACACAUAAUUAUUAAAUGAAGAGAUUUGGCUUGUUUUGGCCAAUUUAUCUAAGACCACAAGCAAACACACAACUUAUUUUCUAGCAUCUUCUCAGUGAAGCAGAAUUCCACAUUGUAUGCCGGUCGUACGAACUCCAUUAUUUAACUUCAUGUUAGACAAAAACAAGCCAUAGAGUGAUUGCAGAAAAAUGCUAUAAUUGCAGUACUGUGAAUGACCUCUGGGUUUGCCAGUCUAAUGUACAAUAAAUAACUGAUUUAUAAAGCAUUUGAAUAGCUAGUGAACUGCCAGUACUCUGUAACAUACUCAUUCUGUUAGGUACCUGUUUGUUUACCUCAUUUAUUAUACAUACCUUAAGAGCUGGGCUUGACUUCCCUUUGCCUUUUCUCAUUGGGAGAGUAAAAUCACUUUGCUCCUC